CGGAUUUUCCUGUGCUCUUUUCUUCGCCUUCGCUCCCCCAACCUUUUUCCCUCCUCUCUUCCCUUCUCUCAUCAUCCCUAUCUCACUUUACCCUCUUGUCCAUCGUUUUCUUUCAUUUGGACAAUACCAUCACUCACAAUGGCCACCUACGCUUUGUCGCAGGCUCACCGCGAGCAAAUGGAGAAGUCUCUGGUCGACUCCGACCCUGAGAUUGCUCAGAUCAUGGAAAAAGAGAUCAAGCGUCAGCGCGAGUCCAUCCUCCUGAUUGCCUCUGAGAACGUCACUUCCCGUGCCGUUUUCGAUGCUCUCGGCUCUCCCAUGAGCAACAAGUACUCCGAGGGUUACCCGCACAUUGAUGCCAUUGAGCUCACCUGCCAGGCUCGUGCCCUGAAGGCUUUCAACCUCGACCCCGAGAAGUGGGGCGUCAACGUUCAGUGCCUCAGUGGUAGCCCUGCCAACCUGCAGGUCUACCAGGCUCUCAUGCGCCCCCAUGAGCGUCUCAUGGGUCUGGAUCUUCCCCACGGAGGUCACCUGAGUCACGGUUACCAGACUCCUGCCAGAAAGAUUUCCGCUGUUUCUACCUACUUUGAGACCUUCCCCUACCGUGUCAACAUUGAGACCGGCAUCAUUGACUACGAUACCCUCGAGGCCAACGCUGAGCUCUACCGUCCCAAGUGCUUGGUUGCUGGUACUUCUGCCUACUGCCGUCUCAUUGACUACGCCCGUAUGCGCAAGAUUGCCGACAAGGUUGGCGCCUACCUGAUUGUCGACAUGGCCCACAUCUCUGGUCUGAUUGCCGCCGGUGUCAUUCCUUCUCCCUUCGAGUACGCCGAUGUGGUUACCACCACCACCCACAAGUCUCUCCGUGGUCCCCGUGGUGCCAUGAUCUUCUUCCGCAAGGGUGUGCGCAGCACUGACCCCAAGACCGGCAAAGACAUCAUGUAUGAUCUUGAGGGUCCUAUCAACUUCUCCGUCUUCCCUGGUCACCAGGGUGGUCCCCACAAUCACACCAUCACUGCUCUGGCUGUUGCCCUCAAGCAGGUCGCCACCCCUGAGUUCCGUCAGUACCAGGAGCAGGUUAUCAAGAAUGCCAAGGCUCUUGAGGUUGAGUUCAAGGCUCUCGGCCACAAGCUCGUCUCUGACGGUACCGACAGCCACAUGGUCCUGCUGGACCUCCGCCCCAAGGGUCUUGAUGGUGCUCGUGUCGAGGCUGUCCUCGAGCAGAUUAACAUUGCCUGCAACAAGAACUCCAUCCCUGGUGACAAGUCCGCUCUGACCCCCUGCGGUAUCCGCAUUGGUACUCCCGCUAUGACUAGCCGUGGUAUGAGCGAGGAGGACUUCAAGCGCGUCGCUCGCUACAUCGACCAGGUCAUCAACCUUUGCAAGAGCAUCCAGGCUGACCUGCCCAAGGAGGCUAACAAGCUCAAGGACUUCAAGGCCAAGGUUGCCUCCGACUCUGUUCCCGAGAUCCUCGCUCUCCGCAAGGAGGUCGCCGAGUGGGCCAGCACCUACCCCCUGCCUGUUUAAGCAUCAGGGCAGAACAAAUAAUCUCACAUGAUACCAAAAUAUGCUUUUCUGGUUUUCUUCAGGCUUUUGACGAGUUCAACAUCAUUGCGUAUAAAAUUGGGUCGGCGGGAGUACGUUAAGGGGUUUUUACAGGUCUGCUUUUUCAACCUUACGCGGGUCAUGGGAUACGGUAUACAUGAGCAUGAACAAAAUAUUCAACAUUUCUUCAACAGGACGAAAGGUUCACUGUCUG
This is a messenger RNA of Aspergillus novofumigatus IBT 16806, 1759 nucleotides long. RefSeq names its product glycine hydroxymethyltransferase SHM2. The coding region runs from base 139 to 1527 and encodes 462 amino acids. Gene Ontology annotation, biological process: folic acid metabolic process; L-serine catabolic process; tetrahydrofolate interconversion. The record is from RefSeq and is a predicted model, not a curated record. Gene Ontology annotation, cellular component: cytoplasm. The transcript has 5 exons. NCBI's taxonomy places the organism in Eukaryota, Fungi, Ascomycota, Eurotiomycetes, Eurotiales, Aspergillaceae. Gene Ontology annotation, molecular function: pyridoxal phosphate binding; glycine hydroxymethyltransferase activity; cobalt ion binding.